Linum trigynum is the source of this 1936-nucleotide messenger RNA. Lineage: Eukaryota; Viridiplantae; Streptophyta; Magnoliopsida; Malpighiales; Linaceae. The record is from the annotation of a GenBank genome assembly.
UGUAACUUUCAAACGAUCCCUAAAUGUCUCAAAAUAUUGGGUAUCAAAGAGUAAAUAAACGACGGCAGAAAAAUAAAGGCGAGCUGGAUAUCGUAGGUCGAGACUCAGCUUGUACGAAGAAGAAGAAGAAGAAGAAGAAGAAGAAGAAGAAGGGCGUGGCAAAGAGGAAGGACGAGUACGAAUCGGCCUUCAAUCAAAUUGGAAUCACUAGUUUCAAUAUGCAGCUGCCAACCACCUUAGGAACUCGAAGAAGCCCACAUCCUUCGAAACCUCAAAUUUCAAGACCCUAUUGAUUUUUCCUUCUAGAGUUAAUGGGUAGAUGGCGAGCUGCUGCUUCGCUACUCCUCAAUCACACUUCCAGAAGAAGACCCACAAAGACCCUUUUUGAUAACCAUCCACGUCUUUGGCUGAACCUCCAUCGUUCUGCUUCUUAUUCGUCUUGCUGUCGGCCAUGUCAAAGACCUCCGCAGGGGUUUUAUUCAUUCUGGUUCAGGUCGUUUUCGGCUUACCCUUCUCGGGUUCCAGCUUAUUCCAGCGACAAUGAAUCUGGGUCUCAUGAGAAUUUUCCCAUGGAGCUAAAGGAAGACGAGAGCGACGUUGGGAAGAUUCCGGUCAGAGCCUACUUCCUCUGCACCAGUAUUGAUUUGAAGAGCAUGCAAGGGGAGCACUUAAUCAAUGUUGUUCCUCCUACCUCUCGUUCAACAAAUUAUAUUGUCCUGAGAUACUAUGAUUACCAACCUGAAAUUACUGCACUUGGAAUCAAAGAGAAUGUGAGCUGUCGGUACAUGGUUGUUUUCCAGUAUGGUUCUGCUGUUCUUAUCAACAUUGAAGACCAUGAAGUUGAAAGUUACUUAGAUUUAGUGCGGAGACAUGCUUCAGGAUUGCUACCUGAGACAAGGAAAGAUGAUUAUGCCAUAAAAGAGAAACCAUGCCUAGAAGACGACAUGCAAGGAGGUCCAGACUACAUUGUCCUAAAAACUUUAGAUACUGACAGCAUCCGUAUUAUUGGAAGUGUACUUGGCCAAAGUAUUGCUCUAGAUUAUUUUGUUUCACAGGUUGAUGGAAUGGUAGAAGAGUUUGCCGGCAUAAACCGUGGAAUGGAGAAAACUGGAACAUUUACAAUGGACAGGACAACACUCAUCAAACUGGUGGGGAAGGCUAAUUCUAAUCUUGCUGACGUAAUUCUUAAAGUUGGUCUUUUUGAAAGGUCUGAAAUUGCUUGGAAGGAUGCAAAAUAUUCUCAAAUAUAUGAGUACCUUAGGGAUGAAUACGAGGUGGCUCAACGAUUCGGAAGCUUGGAUUUCAAAUUGAAAUUCGUGGAGCACAACAUUCAUUUCCUUCAAGAGGUGAUACAGAACAGGCGAUCUGAUCUUCUGGAGUGGUGCAUCAUCUUCCUCUUAACUUUGGAGAAUGCAAUAUCAAUAUAUGAGAUAGUGAGCGGUUCUUAGGUUUGUUUGCUUAUACCUUUUCUUUUGACAGAGCAGAAUAUGGUGAGAAUCUAGGCUCAUUAUUAGUGACGGUAAUUGUUAUAGGAAGAAUGAUUGUUUCAGAACCACAGGAGAUUGAAAAUUUUGUGAGCAACUCCUCCAUUUUGUAAUGCCACAUUCUAUCUAAUGAAAGAAGAAAUUCGCAGAGUUUGCAAUUUCUGUUCAUAUUAAGGCAAAAUGCCUUUGUAUGGCCCAACUUCUUACCAUCUGGACAAAAAUGGUGACUGUGACCCUAAAAUAUAAAUGAUGGAAGUUUUGGAAGAUAUGUAGAUAUGAUCAACGACAGACUGUUCCACUUAUUGGUCUUGUGGGUAAGGAUGAACACGAUGCUUAAAAAUUAUUGGAGGAAUAACUCGCUCUUCUACACAAUGUUAGAUUAGGAAGACCCUAAUUUUCUGUAUCCGCCAUUCGGUCACCGUAAGAGCAACCUAUAAAUCGUUUACAAGUUG